AUGGGAGGCGAAAAUGAGGACGUCGCAGAGCGAGGCGCGAACAGCAGCAGCGCCGUAUCCAAUCAGGUUCUGACAGCAGCAGCAGCAAGCGGAUACGCCACGGGAAGCGCGGGGAAAAGUGUUAGUGGCGGUGGACGCGGCUGCGGCGGCGGCGGCGGCGGCGGUGGCAUUGGCGAUGGGAGAGAAGAUGGAGCGGGAGAAGGGAGCGGGAAGUGGGACGGAGGGCGAGAGGAAGGUCGAGGGGCGCUGGCUGACGUGGCACUGGCAGGGCACCCUGACGACCCGCUGUCGUGGUCUGUGGAGAGCGUGGGCGAGUGGCUGCAGAGGGAAGGCUUUGGCGAGUACAGAGGGGUGUUUGCCACACAGCAGGUUAACGGCGCUGUGCUGCUGCGGCUGUCCCGGGAAUCCCUGGCGGAGCUGGUGCCGUCGCUGGGACCCAGAAUGGCCGUUCUGGACGCUAUAGAAAAGCUGCGAGGGUGGAAGGCAGGACCACGGCACGUGGGCGAGGGGCUAGUAUCGGGCUUGCAUGCCUUUGCGGCAAAAUUCGUGCAUGGACUGGAUCACCUGCUGGUGGGUGCAGUGCGGUGCAGUGCGGUCUGUGUGUUACAGCAUGACAAGGAACCAUAUGCAGCAGCACACAUAGAGCAGCACACAUGCAGCAGCACACAUGCAGCAGCACACAUGCAGCAGCACACAUGCAGCAGCGCACAUGCAGCAGCACACAUGCAUGUGGUUCCUUGUCAUGAGGACCCUGUGGGGCUGUUAUCGCACCCCACCGCACUGCACCUAGACCCAGCGUUUGGGUCCUCCUCCUCUGUAUCCCCUUCUCAAGCUCUGUCCCGUUAUAAGCCCAGCUCGUCCCCUGGAUCAGCAACAACGAAGCUAGGCUCAGGGAUGGCUGUGGGGGACGAGAGGGGAGCGGGGGAGGAGAAGGGGGAAGGGGGCGGAAGGGGGGGAAGUCCUGGGGGAGGGGGAAGCGGAGGAGUGGGGGGAAAUGGAGGAAAUGGCUGGGGAGGAGGUGGGGAGGGUUCUGAACGGCCGGCGUUGACAGGGGGGGAGAGUGGUGGUGGCGGCGGUGGUGGUGGGGUUAAUAGUAAUAGCGGUGCUGGUGGGAUGGUAGUGACGAGUGCUCCCAUGAUGGUGAGGAGGAUAGAAGAGGCGAAGCCUGACUUUCUCAAGGAUGAGGGGGAUGGGUCGCGGCCGGCACACAUAGGGGAGGGCAUUCUGGUGGGCAUGCGGUGCUUCGGCAGCGACCUGUAUGAUGGCAUUACUGGGAUUGUGACGGAGCCAAUGAAGGCCAUGGCCAUGGCGCGAGACAAGGGAUCAGGGUCACCCGCGGUGCCAGCAGCAGCAGUCAUGCGAGGGCUGGCUAAGGGACUUGCAGGUGCAAUCUGCAAGCCUGUGGCAGGGGGCUUUGAGCUGGCACAUGCGACGGUGGAGGGGAUAAUAGCCACGCCACAGACGCUGGCAGCGGCAGCGAGGGAUGGGCCGGCUAUUCAGGACACGCCCACGUACCAGCGCCUUGCUGCUCUGCGCCUGCUGCCAGGACACGCCCAUGUACCAGCGCCUUGCUGCUCUGCGCCUGCUGCCAGCGCCUUGCUGCUCUGCGCCUGCUGCCAGGUGCGUUCCUGCUCGCUUUGUGUGCGCCUGCUGCCUUGGCCUGUGAAUAGACUCAAGAGCCACCAGGUCACACCCACCUACCAGCGCCUUGCUGCCCUGCGCCUGCUGCCGGGUGUGUCUCUUCCUUCCUGCGUGCUCUGUGUAUCUGCUGAGCUGAUCCUGGCACAUUUUCCAGAGAGCUUUGUGCGCCCAGCCCACACACCACCACCUUGCUGCCAUGCGCCUGCUGCUGGGUGCGUCUCGUCUACUCUCCUCUGCUGUUCUGCGUUCUGCACCUGCCGUUCUGUGCUGCGUUUUGCACAAGACCUCUCUUUGAAUCAUGAUCUCCCUAUUCUCCCUGCUCCCUUCUUCUCCUCUCCCUCCAGCACAAUCAUCGGAGGCCAUCUCGUGCAUGGGGCAGGCAGCACAGCACGGCAGCAUGAGCCCUGCUGCUGUGCUUUCUCAAGGACUCUCUUAGAACUUGAUCCCUUGUUCUUUCUUCUCUCUCCCCUUCCCCCUCUCCCCUCCUCCUCCCUUCCUCCAGCGCAAUCGUCAGAGGCCAUAUCGCGCAUGGGGCAGGCAGCACAGCACAGCAGCAUGAGCCCUGCAGCAGCAGCGCUGCAGAUGAGCGAGCUGAGCCACAGGGGGGAGAUGGGUGCGGGCACGGGUGGGGUGUGA
Messenger RNA from Closterium sp. Naga37s-1, 2277 nucleotides. The record is from the annotation of a GenBank genome assembly. NCBI's taxonomy places the organism in Eukaryota, Viridiplantae, Streptophyta, Zygnematophyceae, Desmidiales, Closteriaceae.